AGUAUAUUUAUGAGUAGAAGAAACAGUCACACUACCGUUUGUUUACAAACUUUCAUUUGUUAUUACUUUGAGAAUAUUGAAAUGUCUGAGCUCGACACGCGACUUAUAGAAUUGGUAAAGGCUAAUCCCAAGCUAUAUGAACGGGAAGUAAGGUGCACACCCUAUGACGCCAACAAAAAACGGAACUCGGAAAUCUGGCGCAGCAUCGCCACUUCCUUAAAAUCAGAUGUCCAUGCCUGUAUGACUCGGUGGAACCAUCUGGUGACCAAGCACCGUCGGGAGUUGAUAAAGGCAAAAUCGGGAGGCAGUGGCUCCGAUUGGACUCUGCUGCCCCAAUUGAAUUUUCUGCAACAUCAUCACCCAAACAUUCACCGAAAUUCGGGAGAUGUGAGUAGGAGCUCCCUGAAGUCCAUCGAAGAAAUCCACGACGAGGAGGAUCCCCUUCAGGAGGCUAUGGAUGAGCAGCUGGCCGUGGCGGGAGCACCCCUACCAGCCGUAAAUCCUGCGCCUGCACCUUCUGCUGCUCCAGUUAGAGCGGAAAAAAGAAUUGAGGCCCUGCUUGAAGGAUUGGGAGAAGCAAACCGCAUAAAGGCGGAAAAAAGGAUACUCGCAUACUUAUGCAAAUGCAAUCUGCGCGCCCUUAACGACGAGCAAAUCGAUGAUAUAGUUAUAUAGAAAGUGUGGCAUAGAAUAUAUCAAAGCUAUUAACAUCACAAAUAAGGUUUUAAAGUCUGGCUCCCAUUUAGCUCUUUUAAUACAAUUUUAAGAAAUUUCACCGGAAACGGGGAAAUAAAUAUAAGUGUGAUUGAACAACUUAUUAAUAAUACCCAAAAACAAUUAUAUUCUAGAAUUUAAGUUAUUAAAAUUCAAUUUGUUAAAUUCAACUUGAAAAA
Messenger RNA from Drosophila ficusphila, 893 nucleotides. RefSeq lists its product as uncharacterized. NCBI's taxonomy places the organism in Eukaryota, Metazoa, Arthropoda, Insecta, Diptera, Drosophilidae. The transcript is spliced from 2 exons. Gene Ontology annotation, biological process: regulation of transcription by RNA polymerase II. The record is from RefSeq and is a predicted model, not a curated record. Bases 10 to 675 code for a protein of 221 amino acids. Gene Ontology annotation, cellular component: transcription regulator complex; nucleus.